AUGCAAUGGCUUCAAAUAGAUAAAAGUCAGAUUGGUCAAAAAGACCGAGUUCAGCUGUUAAAGUGGAUCCGCUCCUCAGAUAGCCCACUAGUGAUCUCAGAAAAAGAUCUAGUCACCAUAAUCAAGAGCUUACGAAUUGGACCUGUGUACUGUUCGUCAGAAACAAAGCCUGUACAUCUAUCAGACAGUAACAAUAUCAACACGCCAAUGCGGCUGAUAGUGGCUUACAUGAGGAGCGGAUCUACUCUAACUGCUGAUCUCGUCCGUCAUAUUGAUGGCGACUUCUACAUGUUUGAACCAUUACAUGGCAUAACACAAGCUGUGAAUGGAAAAUCUGCAAUACAGUUUCUAAAUGGAACAAAACGAACGAUUUCCAGGGAGGAACUUGAAACCGUCUAUGCAGAAUUACUUUACAACUGGUUUACAUGCAACUUUGGUCACAUUGACAUGACGGCUUUAACUAAUCGUUUCAUCGCAGAACAUACCCCAGAACUAGGAAAUUAUUACAGAUGCAUCAAUCCAAGUAACACCACAUUAAGUAAAAUUGAAAUUGUGCGAACUUGUAUAUGGAUGUUACGCGACAGAUGUGUUGGAUCUGGGACACGCACCAUAAAAACAAUAAGACUGUCCGUAUUCAUGGCGGGAAAACUUUUGGAAUGGCUUCCAAAACUGAAAAUUAUUCACCUUAUACGAGACCCACGAGGUACAUUGCAAUCGCAGUUUACACAGCUUGUUAAUGAAGGUAAUCUAUCGGUGUCUGCUAAGGAAUUGUGUAGUCGUAUUUCGCUAGACUUGUCAGCGUUUGAGGUGGCACAAUACUGUCAUAAAGACAGAAUAAUGAGUGUUAUCUAUGAAAACUUGUGCCAAAACCCAUUAAUCAUUGUGCAAAAAAUAUAUAAUUUCUUGGAGAUCAAAUAUACAAAAAGUGUAAAGGACUACGUCACGCAGAUUAUGAAGGGUCCCGUUCGAUUGUGUGACUACUGUACUAACAGGGGAAAUUCAGUGAUAAAUGCAUACCGGUGGAUAUCAACAAUACCUCGUAAUGUUAUACAAACUAUUGACGAUCAUUGUUCAUUCCUUUAUUCCAAAUUAGGAUAUCUAAAUUUAGAUUACGAGAAUCUGGCUAAUACAACGAAAUCGUGGCAACCUGUUGGAUAUAAAUAUUGA
Molecule: messenger RNA, 1167 nt
Organism: Saccostrea echinata
Lineage: Eukaryota; Metazoa; Mollusca; Bivalvia; Ostreida; Ostreidae
Product: carbohydrate sulfotransferase 1-like
Exons: 4
Coding region: 1-1167 (388 amino acids)
Biological process (GO): N-acetylglucosamine metabolic process; sulfur compound metabolic process
Molecular function (GO): N-acetylglucosamine 6-O-sulfotransferase activity
Source: RefSeq, a predicted model, not a curated record